Messenger RNA from Amborella trichopoda, 3085 nucleotides. RefSeq names its product DNA repair and meiosis protein (Mre11) (gene MRE11). The record is from RefSeq and is a predicted model, not a curated record. NCBI's taxonomy places the organism in Eukaryota, Viridiplantae, Streptophyta, Magnoliopsida, Amborellales, Amborellaceae. Gene Ontology annotation, biological process: double-strand break repair via homologous recombination; meiotic DNA double-strand break formation; double-strand break repair via nonhomologous end joining. Gene Ontology annotation, cellular component: Mre11 complex; site of double-strand break; nucleus. Gene Ontology annotation, molecular function: 3'-5'-DNA exonuclease activity; manganese ion binding; single-stranded DNA endonuclease activity.
UUAGUCAUCUUCGGAACGAUCUCUCUCAUCCGGGCAUUCAUAUUUCCCGCGGCAAGCACGAAAAACCCGAAAACCCCCGAGCUAGUGUUCUCUCUCCUUCAUCACUAGUCUUCGAGCUCCCUUUCGCGCUUCUAUGUACACUUAAUGGUGCUCUCUCUCUUGCGUGACUGAUCUUUGAGCUCGCCUUCGCGCCUUCUUUGUAAACUUAACGGUACUCUCCCUCUCUUACUCUCUUCUCCAAGUAUAGGUCUCUCUCAACCUAUAGAUUCUUGUGUGCUCAGAUUCUUUUUCUUCUUCUCCAUCACUAAUUGAAUCAUUUUUGUUCCUUUUCCUCAAAUAAUUUAUCGAAAUCCCAAAUAAUUGCAUAUUUCCUAGGUUUCCUUUUGCUUUCGCAAAGCUAGUCCAGGACUAAAGGUAUAUCACUAUGACGGAAGAUUCAUCAAGAGAGGAUUUCAGCAAUACACUUCGAAUUCUUGUUGCAACAGACUGCCACCUUGGUUAUAUGGAAAAGGAUGAAAUACGUCGACUUGAUUCCUUUCAGGCCUUUGAGGAGAUAUGCUCAAUAGCGGAGCAGAAACAAGUAGACUACUUACUCCUUGGGGGUGAUCUUUUUCAUGAAAACAAGCCUUCAAGAACCACUCUCGUGAGAGCUAUUGAGAUCCUGCGUCGCUAUUGCCUCAAUGACCGACCUGUGCAGUUCCAAGUUGUUAGUGAUCAGACAGUAAACUUCUUAAACACAUUUGGUCAUGUAAACUAUGAGGAUCCUCAUUAUAAUGUUGGCCUCCCAGUAUUCAGUAUUCAUGGCAACCAUGACGACCCAUUAGGAGUGGAUAACCUAUCUGCAAUGGAUAUCCUUGCUGCAUGCAAUCUUGUAAAUUAUUUUGGUAAAAUGGCUCUUGGAGGUUCUGGUGUUGGGCAGAUUACACUUUAUCCCAUACUCAUCAGAAAGGGUUCAACGUCAGUCGCCCUAUAUGGACUUGGUAAUAUUCGGGAUGAACGGCUGAACCGAAUGUUUCAGACCCCCCAUGCUGUGCAAUGGAUGCGACCUGAAGCGCGAGAAGGUUGUUCCUUGUCAGACUGGUUCAACAUUUUUGUCCUUCAUCAAAACAGGAUCAAGUCAAAUCCAAAAAAUGCAAUAAAUGAGCACUUCCUUCCUAGAUUCUUGGACUUUGUCAUAUGGGGGCAUGAGCAUGAAUGCCUUAUUGACCCACAGGAAGUUCCAGGAAUGGGUUUUCAUGUAACACAACCAGGAUCUUCUGUGGCAACAUCUCUCAUUGAAGGGGAAGCUAAAGCUAAGCACGUGCUUCUUUUGGAAAUUAAGGGAAGUCAAUACCGUCCAACUAGAAUACCUUUGAAGUCAGUUAGACCUUUUGAAUAUGCUGAGGUUGUACUGAAGGAGCAGACUGACAUUGAUCCGAAUGAUCAAAAUGCUGUUCUUGAGCAUCUUGACAAAGUUGUGAGAAAUCUUAUUGAAAGUAGUCGCCGAAAAAGUGCUGGACAAGCUGAAACAAAGCUACCAUUAGUUCGAAUAAAGGUAGAUUAUACUGGGUUCAUGACAAUAAACCCUCAAAGAUUUGGUCAAAAGUUUGUGGGAAAGGUAGCAAAUCCACAGGACAUUCUUAUAUUCUCAAAGGCUGCAAAAAAACGUCAGUCUCUGGAAGGGAAACUUGAAAAUUCAAAGGAACCAAUGGGGGAGAAGCACUAUGAGAUGUCAUGCUGUAUGCUUGCCUUGGAUAUGCGACGCCGGACAGGAAAAAUUGAGGAUUCUGAAAGACUUCGUCCGGAGGAGUUAAAUCAACAAAAUAUAGAGGCUCUAGUCGCCGAAAGUAACUUGAAAAUGGAUGUUCUUCCAGUGAAUGACUUGGAUGUUGCAUUACAUGAUUUUGUGAACAAGGAUGACAAAAUGGCCUUCUAUUCUUGUGUCCAAUACAAUCUAGAGGAGAUACGUAAUAAACUUACCAAGGAAGCAGAUCCUCUGCAACUGAAAGAGGAGGAAGAUUUGAUCCUCAAAGUGGGUCACUGUAUGCAGCAACGUGAAAACGAGAGAUCCUUAAGGGCCAAGGAAGGUGGCCAAUCCGCAUCUAGUUCCCAAAUGUGGCAGGAUAGUCGAGGGAAGCGUGCAGUGGGUGUUGGGAGUUCACAUACCUUCAGUGAUGAUGAGGAUGGUGAUCAGAUGGCAUCAAGCUUGAAUGCUUCAAACACCAACAAUUAUUCUAAACAAAAACGUGACAGUUCUGUAGCUUCUCGAGGAGGAACUGGUAAGAGAGGCAGAGGCAGAGGCAGAGGUGGAGGUUCUAGUGGUUUGAAGCAAACGACUUUGGAAGCAACCAUGAGAAGCCGCCAUUCACAGAGAUCUGCAUCAAUUGCUGCUUCUACUGCAGCUCGGAGCAUUGCAGUUGAUGAAGAAGAUAGCGUUGAUUCAGGCUCAAGUGGUGAACCAAGAAAGGAAGAACUGGAUAAAGCUGUUGAUAGCUCAGAGCCUGAAAACAUUCCCCAGCCAAGUAAAGGGCGCAAAAGAGCAGCUCCUAGGGGCAGGGGAAGGGGUUCUUCCUUAACCCCAAAAAGAGGAAGGAAAUCAGACAACUCUGUUAUCCAGAAAAUGUUUAUGAAUGAUGACGACGACGAUGAGGAUGAAUCAUCCAACAGAUUAAAGAAAACCCAACCUCAGGUAACUCGGAAUUAUGGUGCUUUGAGGAGGGGAGGAAGGAAUUAGAGAUUGUUACAACUUUGGUUUUACAUAACUUCUGUAACUGACUAGACCGGUUUACCAAGAGGUGCUACAGCUGUUCCGAGUUGCAUUGAUGCUUUUGCGAUGCUCGCUGCUCCGAUGGAUAACGAAAUCAAACUUGUGGCUCGCUUUGUGGAAUCUGGGAGAUACUUUUUGUGAUUCUAAGCUUUUGCGUGUCUUUCAGUGUGAGCCACAAGAAGCAAACCUGAUGAGUCCAAAGCUGCGGUUGAAAUAGAUAUAAUACUUCGUUAUCAGCAAAUAUGUGCUUUUUCAUAUUUGAAAAACAUUGGUGAUGAUACUAGGGAUUGUUUGCUUCUCUUAAAAGCUUGAAUCAUUUUAGAAUUGAGGUGGUUAUUA